Messenger RNA from Schistosoma curassoni, 879 nucleotides. Lineage: Eukaryota; Metazoa; Platyhelminthes; Trematoda; Strigeidida; Schistosomatidae. The record is from the annotation of a GenBank genome assembly.
AUGGUUAAAGACCGACUGCCUGAGCUUGAAGCUCGUAUAAAGGUCAGAAAUGGAAAUGCCAGGAAGAAGGCAGAGUUUGACUUUUCUCAACUACAUGCUGCUGUUUUCGAUCAGGUCAAUGAACUUCACUCUGAUAUUGAUAAUUUACGGCAAGAUAUUAAUGCAGUUGACAGGCUACAAAAAGACAUACUGGCUACACCUCAACAAGAUCCAAAACUGGAUAGUCAACUUAGUGAGCUCACCAAUUCCAUCCGAGAAAGGGCUCAUAAAAUUCGGAGUUCCUUGAAAGAAUUAGGGCAACAGGAAGAUGAUAAACUUCUGUCAGGAUUAUCUGGUAAAUGUCGUCUAAAGUCGUCUCAGCAUGCUGCUAUUUCCCGACAAUUCGUCCACAUUAUGAACAAUUAUAGUCAACUACAAGUAGAUUAUCGUGACAAGUGUAAGGCUCGAAUUCGAACCAAGCUCCGUAUCGCUGAAGUCUCAUUUUCGGAAGAUGAGGUUGAAAAGAUGUUAGAAAAAAACCAUACGGGUAUUUUUACACAGGCUAUUAUGGCUGAAACAGAAGCUGCGAAGCGAUCAUUAUCGGAUAUCGAAGCUCGUCAUGCAGACAUUAUACGGCUCGAAAAAAGUAUCCAGGAGAUGAAAGAGUUAUUCUUCAAUGUCGCUCUUCUAGUUGACCAACAAGGUGAUUUAAUCGACCAGGUUGAAUACAAUUUGAACAAGGCAUCUGACUGUGUUGUAAAUUCAAAGCGUACCCUUUCAUCAGCCGUAAUUAGAAAUAAGAAAAAUCGUCGCUGCAAAAUAAUCUGUAUUAUAUUGGUUGUUGUUAUCUCCAUAUUGAUCCUGAUCUCAUUAGCUUCCGCAAUCGGUUUAACACGAUGA